Messenger RNA from Solanum verrucosum, 1596 nucleotides. RefSeq names its product fatty alcohol:caffeoyl-CoA acyltransferase. The transcript has 2 exons. Gene Ontology annotation, molecular function: acyltransferase activity, transferring groups other than amino-acyl groups. The coding region runs from base 56 to 1441 and encodes 461 amino acids. The record is from RefSeq and is a predicted model, not a curated record. NCBI's taxonomy places the organism in Eukaryota, Viridiplantae, Streptophyta, Magnoliopsida, Solanales, Solanaceae.
AACACACCAUACAAAAGAAAACACAAACUUGUAUCACUAUAUUCAAUAUUUCAAUAUGGGAACCCUAUACCAACCCCUUGAAUCACCAAUCCAAGACCUAAAAGUCACAAUCCAUAACACUAGCUUAGUGUUCCCAUCUCAAGAAACUCCAAAAAAACCUAUGUUCUUACCAAAUAUUGAUCAAGUACUCAAUUUUGAUGUCCAAACACUACAUUUUUUCAAUGCAAAUCCUGAAUUUCCACCAGAAAUUGUGACGGAAAGACUCCGAAUCGCGUUAUCUAGAGUCCUUGUCCAUUAUGAUUUUUUGGCUGGGAGACUUAGGAUGAAUCAAGAAUCAAAAAGAUUGGAAUUUGAUUGUAAUAGUGAUGCUGGGGCUGUAUUUAUGGUUGCUUCAAGUGAAUUAACAUUAAAUGAGAUUGGUGAUUUAGUUUACCCUAAUCCUGGUUUUAGACAACUAAUUGUUCAUGAGAACAUUGAUAUUUUGGAAAAAGAUGAUAAACCACUUUGCAUUCUCCAGGUGACAUCAUUUAAGUGUGGUGGUUUUGUAAUGGGCUUUUCAACCAAUCACAUAACCUUUGAUGGAAUAAGCUUCAAGACUUUCUUACAAAACUUAGCUUCUCAAGCAUUUGAUGAUGACAACAAUAAUCCUAAACCCUUAGCCAUUGUCCCAUGCAAUGAUCGUACCCUCCUAGCCGCUCGUACGCCUCCACGUGUCACGUUCCCACACGUCGAAUUACUCAAAUUGGAUGUCCCCAUUGGUGAAGAACUAAAUGCUAAAGUAUUUGAAACCCUACAAGAAGAACUUGACUUCAAAAUAUUUAAGCUCAAUUCAAGUGACAUUAAUUCCAUGAAGGAAAAGGCAAAAGACGAAAAUACCCCUAACUCGAAAAUCACGAGUUUUAAUGUGGUAACUUCUUAUGUAUGGAGGUGUAAGGCGUUGUCGUACGAUGAUGAGAACAAUUCAGAACGAAUCUCAACUGUUUUAUUCGCAAUUGAUAUUAGACCUAGGUUAAAUCCACCGUUGCCACAAUCUUACGCUGGCAACGCUGUGCUGACGUCUUACGCGUCAUCCACAUGUCACGAACUAGAAGAAGGGCCUUUUAGUAAAAUUGUGGAUUUGGUGUCACAAGGGAGUAAGAGAAUGAAUGAUGAAUAUGCAAGAAGUGCAAUUGAUUGGGGUGAAAUUAAUAAAGGAUUUCCAAAUGGGGAAUUUUUGCUUUCAUCAUGGUGGAAAUUAGGGUUUUCACAAGUUGAAUACCCUUGGGGGAAACCAAAAUAUAGUUGUCCUGUGGUUUGUCAUAGAAAAGAAAUUAUAUUGUUGUUCCCAAAUAUUGAUGAUGGUAUAAACAACAACAAUGAUGGGGUUAAUAUAUUUGUGGCUCUUCCUCCUAAGCAAAUGAAGAAAUUUGAGUCUUAUUUUAACAAGUUCUUGUUGGAUUGAGAUACAUAUAUAUGUAUACCUUCUUCUUUUUUUGGUGUGAUUUUUUAACAAGCAUUUUAUAUAUAUAUAUGUUGUAACUUGUAAUCAUGAUGAUGUGAGUGUUGAAUUUCAAUUAUCUUGUAUGGUGAUGUUAAAAGUGUAAUAAAUGAUUAUAU